UGGAACAAAGCAAAGUAGGAAUCUGAGAUCAUGGCAUAUUGCUAUGGACAGUAGGAGCUGAUCACAAAACAUAGUGAGUUGACUUGUUAUGUGAAUGGGAGCUAGAAAACCGUGAGAACUUCGAACCAAGCAUAGCUUCUUCCUCGACGUGGACAUGGCGCAACAUAAAAUGGACCUAGAUUUGGAGCUGCCGCCGAGUUCACCCACCAUGAACGUCAAGCUGAUAAGAUCGAACAGCACCCCUUUGAUCAGUGAGCUUGGUGAUAAUUCACAGGUAUUCCAAGAUGACACGUUAACAACUAGAAGAGAUAGCUCAACACUUAUGACACAGCAAAGUCUGGUCAAUAUGAAGCCGCUGAAGAAUUGUAAGUCUGUGAUUGACGUGACCAGAUAUGCAUCUCUGAAAGAUUGCCCUGGCUACAGAGCGUUUCUUCCACCUUCCAUUCCCAUUCAUACUUCCUUUGGUCGCCUUCACCAAAUCAAACAGGAAGAAAGCAUGGAUUUAGUAAACAGAGAAGCAAUGUGUGAAUGGGAGGUACAAAGUGCAAUGCAGAUAAGUCAGUCUUGGGAAGAAAGUUUGAAACUGAGUGACAGUGAUUUAGAGAAACCAUCUUCAAAGUGCAUUGAUUUAAUUCCAGUUCCCCCAGCACCUCCUGCCACCAGGGGGAUUGGGAAGCAAUAUUUUUCUCCAUCGUUGCAAGCUUGUGUGAGUUACACCACUUUUCCUCCAAGCCCUAUUCGCAGUCCUACACGACAGUUUCCAAUAAGAAGAAAUCAAAGCCCCACCAACAUUAUUAGACCAAGUAUAUUUGGAGCAUUAAAAAGAAAAGGUGAAAUGCUAGCUGAAGAUCAGCCUAAGAGAGUUUUCCAAGGCACAACUGACGUGCUUUCUUCCAAUACUGACGUGAAUGUUUGCUGCACACCUGUUACAAGCCAGCCACUCUGUCAGGAGCUGUGCAGAGAUACGGAGGGCUCUGCCCUGAAAAGACUCAGGAAGAGACUGACAGAGACCGUAAUGUCCGCAGGACUCCUGCCCCUACCUAGCCCAGCGUCUCUACUCCACCAGAUUGUCCGUUAGAAUACAAGAAAAACAGACCAUUCUGAAGAGCAUCUGAUGAAAUCAUUCUAAUUUUGGGUUUGUAUUUGCCACGAAUUUCUUUCUUUCGCUA
Suricata suricatta (meerkat) is the source of this 1169-nucleotide messenger RNA. RefSeq names its product protein FAM122A-like. Bases 155 to 1078 code for a protein of 307 amino acids. Gene Ontology annotation, biological process: mitotic G2/M transition checkpoint. Gene Ontology annotation, molecular function: protein serine/threonine phosphatase inhibitor activity. The transcript is spliced from 13 exons. Gene Ontology annotation, cellular component: cytoplasm; nucleus. Lineage: Eukaryota; Metazoa; Chordata; Mammalia; Carnivora; Herpestidae. The record is from RefSeq and is a predicted model, not a curated record.